AUGGAAAUAUACACCGACAGUAGCUGCAGAGGCAACGGCCAGCCCGGAGCCAUCGGCGCCGCGGCCGCCGUCCUAAAGAACGGAAAUGGGGAAUACAAUACCAAGACCGAGUCCCUUCCCCCACACCCGCCUCCCACAAAACUGCGGGCCGAGAUCACAGCUAUCAUCCUGGCCCUGAAGCUAGCCCUGGAAAGGUAUGACGAGCUAGCCACGCGUCCGCAGUUGAAGGUCACGAUAUACUCGGAUUCCACAUAUGCGUUUGGGUGCAUGACAAAAUGCAUUCACAAGUGGGCAGACAACGGGUGGACUAAUGCUGCAAGCGGCGACGUUGUUAAUCGGGAUCUGCUGGAAGAGGCUUUUGAUCUUGAUAAGAGAUUGAAAGAGGUGGGAGAGGUAGAAUAUGUUUGGAGUUUGAGGGAGAAGGAUCAGCUGGCGGAUCGAUUGUGCAAUGAGAAUAUGGAGGGUCAAUCAUAG
Molecule: messenger RNA, 474 nt
Organism: Aspergillus pseudonomiae
Lineage: Eukaryota; Fungi; Ascomycota; Eurotiomycetes; Eurotiales; Aspergillaceae
Product: ribonuclease H-like domain-containing protein
Exons: 1
Coding region: 1-474 (157 amino acids)
Biological process (GO): DNA replication, removal of RNA primer
Molecular function (GO): RNA-DNA hybrid ribonuclease activity; nucleic acid binding
Source: RefSeq, a predicted model, not a curated record